Molecule: messenger RNA, 4040 nt
Organism: Mycetomoellerius zeteki
Lineage: Eukaryota; Metazoa; Arthropoda; Insecta; Hymenoptera; Formicidae
Gene: jing
Product: AE binding protein 2 jing
Exons: 10
Coding region: 168-3092 (974 amino acids)
Biological process (GO): regulation of transcription by RNA polymerase II
Cellular component (GO): ESC/E(Z) complex
Source: RefSeq, a predicted model, not a curated record
UCAGCGCUGGCGGAUCAUAGCGCGACUCGCUCGCGAGGAGCAGCUCCGACUCCGUCUCCGAGCAGCCGCGGUGCGGUCGUAUGCUGCUCGUGUGUGCCAUAGGGGGCCACUGCCGGACACGACACGGACAGGACACGAUCACACAGUAGCGCGCGUUCGUUUACAAGAUGGCAGACGACGGCCCGUCCGCGGCGGAGGACGCGACCGCGGCGGUGGCAACGGGAUUGGGGGACGGUGAUUCUCGCGUGACAAGGGAGCGGCACAAACGCGCGGACGCCACCACGCCGAUCGUCACUCCGGGCCAGGACGCCUCCUCAUCCGCGAAGCGCGUCGGCGGACACGAGGACGCCUCGAGCAGCGCGUCUCCCUGUGAGGUGGAUGAUCAUCAUCGUUCUCACCACGAGCGCCGUCUUCAUCAUCGUCAUCAUCAGCAUCCUCAUCCUCGUCAUUCUUACCACCAUCAUUCAUCGUCUCAUCAUUGUAAUCAUCACCACUUUAAUCCUCAUCGUCAUCACCUUAAUCAUUGCGACAACGAUCGCGUCAGUGGUGAUUCUCCGUCGCCCGUCGACGCGACUGGGCCAACCGCGAGCGACCGGAGCGACGGCGAGGAAGAGAACGGCGGCAAUGGCAGUGGUAGUGUCGGCCUGUACCACGACGAUGUUAGAAUCGAGGUAGUCCGAAGCGUCGUGGCGGAGGACGACCACGACAACGACGACGGGGACGGUGGCAACGGCGGCAGCGUCGAUAGUGAUAGUGCUGGCAGUAGUAAUAGUAUUAAAAGUAGUAAAAGUGGUGCUGGUGGUGUUGCCGCGGAAAUCAUGACCGGUGGUAAUAAUAAUAACAACGCGGGGACGCGCGUCGGUGUCGAGGACGCCGACGGCACGUUAUCGUCGUCGUCGACGCGACGCUCGGCACCGAGCGCGGACAGUGCACCGGAAGUGAACGACCGCGAGGAUCGCGAUGCGGACAGGCGGACUGUGAUCAUCGCCGUCGCGACGAGAGAGGAGGAGACGAGAGCGACCGAGGACGCGUCGGUAUCGGCAUCGGCGUCGGCGUCUGCGAAAACGGACAACGCCGGCGUCGCCGUAGCCAGGCACCAGGGUAGCCCGUUCAAGGGACAGGUUAGGAUGGCCGAGGACACCCUCGUCGGGCCCUGCGGCAAGAAGCGGUGCGCGGAUCGAUACGACAGCUCCGAGAGCUCUGACAGUGGCGUCGCGGUGUCUUGUGGCGAAUGCAGCAGCAGUGGCACCAGCGAUAUCACAGAACCGGGCUCACCGUGCAGCACCAGCAGCGACGAGGGGGUAGCUGCGAUACGCGGCACAUCCGCCAGUCCGCUACCGUCUCUGCCCAAGCUGGCGCCGUCGUCGCAGCUCGGUACCAGGCCCCAGUGGCCCUGGACCCCGCCGUUGGCGGCAACCGCCUGCUCCACCACCGCGUUCAAAAGGCUGAGGGGCGAACCCGAGGCUGGCGCCCUUCCGCGCUCCGGCGCCGCCGAUCCCACCUCCAGGGGGACCGUCAAGGCGAAUGGAAAGACUGCGGGCGGCCAGCACCACCACGAGUCCCAGGGCAAAAUCACGGAAUACUUUAAGACGCAGAUUAAGCCGCAACAGCCGAAGAUAAAGAAAACGAACGAAAUGGUACUGGUAGCUAAGAGUUCAGAAUUUCGGAGGCCACCUAUGGUGCAGAGGAAUAAAGGCGGCCUUGCUAAAUACUUGGGCACCGUGUCAUCCAACACAAACCGCAGUACUGUGACCAACGAGCCCUGGGAAGUGAGAACACUGACGUCAUCGUCGACGAAAAAGGUACCGCUAGUCAUCGUGCCAAGAGCCAAUGGCAAGAUAGACAAGAAGUUGCCGAAGUCGCUGCCAAGUCUGCCAAUCUCGAACGACGUACUGAAAAAUCUGCCCAAGAUCUCAUCCCUUAGAUUAACUUCAGACGCGAGUAUCAAUUCAACCAAGGGCAGUUCUCCGCCCGCUACUGCCGCCUCGUCGUUAUUGGGCGAACCGUUGGACUUCAAGGCAAUCUUGACGAAGCCACACGUGAACGAGAACAAUAACUUAACGAAUAGCUGUGGAAGUAUCCUGGGAGCGUUAAGAUCGCAAAGCGGCCACGAAUCCCCUAUUUCGAGGUUGUCUUCGCCAUCGAAGGAGGACAACAAGGAUGAGGAUGGCCAAUCGGCGCCGAUCGACGUUGAUGAAGAUGACGUUGAUGAAGAGGAUUCUUUAGGUAGUGAAUCGAAACCGUCGCCUAUUCUUUCGGCACCUACCACCAUUCGAUUUCCGGCACGAGCGCCCGAGAAAGAUAGAUCUCAAGCUACUGAUAGCGGGAUUUGUCGUUGGGAUAAGUGCGAAGCCAACUUCGAGUCUGUGGGUGGUCUUUUGGAGCAUUUACAGGCUGCGCACAUCAACACGCAAACCGGCAGCGACAAUUUCGUCUGUCAAUGGCAGGGAUGUAAGGUACAAGGUAGGACUUCAUGUUCUCGACGAUGGCUGGAAAGACACGUUUUGUCUCACGGCGGCAAUAAACCUUUUCGAUGCAUUGUCGACGGUUGCGGUUGCAGAUUCAGUUCUCAGACCGCCCUUGAGAGGCAUGUGAAUGGUCACUUCAAUCAGCCGGAAACAAGUAACACUAACGGAAGACGUAGUUGCGAGAAUGGCGGCAAGCUCGUUAGAAGAAAUGGCAAGAAGCUUAGAUAUAGGCGGCAACCUUGGUCUGCGAGGCUUUUUGAUUACUUUGACUCGGGAGUAAUGGAGGGUCUCCAGCACAGGCUACUGGAAUUAGCGACAUCGAGGACGCAGGGGCGACUAGCUGAAACGCCAGGAAACUCGAUGGCACUAACUAGUCAAGUUUUAGCAAGAAGAGUCGAAUUGGACGGAAAGACAAAGGUGUUAUUGCGAUGGUAUCCCCAAGAUAUAGAACCGGAUGAAUGGGUACUAGAAUCCGAAGUACAAAGCACGAAGCAUGUAGGUAUUCGCAAAGCAGCCGCUAGUAAUCCGGAACAAGUGAGUUUGGCUCUCUAUCCCGCGGUAAGCGGUCGCACGCCGCCGACGGUUCGAGCGAAGCAGCGUCGAAAACCAGUAAAGAACUCGUGAUAAUGCCGGCCGAUCGGCCGGAUACCAGAACUGACCUAACGAGCGCUGAUAUCUCAACCUUCUUCGAAGUGAAGAAGAACAGAGUGCUGCCGUUGACAUGAGCACAACACGGUCUAUAACACUUCCUGGUCGGUGAAGAUGAAGGCCACGACGAUGCGACCUGAAAUACCCGAAUGUAUCGAAAGAGACAAAGACCGCUUUAGAAGAUAACUAAUCUAAAGAUAAAUGACCUGGCUCGAUUAAAAAAUAAGAAUCGUCGAAGGAAAUCGUGCAACAGAUAAAUUCAGGAUGUAGUAGACAAUAGCGAUAAGAACAAGGGAUACAGCAAAUGGACGAACAAAGAAACGAUUCGUCCUCCGUUUUGGGGACGAGAAUAUUGCUCAGCAAUGUACAUUGUCGUUAUUUAUCGAUGGAUACAUCCACUAAUGCGCUAGUUCUACGCGAAUCCCUGCCACGAGUACCUCGCAUAAUUCGACGCUCGUCGGCUUCGGAAGCGCUAAGUCUGGGCCUCGAAAGUGCCUCACCGUGGAUACGUUUUGUACCGUCUUCUACCGUGAUCAAGAUCCCAGGGACAGAUGCGUGGUGAAAACGGUAGUAAAGGUAGACAAAGACAAAAAAUGAAAAAAAAAAGAAAGCAACAAAGAGGAGCUUUUGCGCAUUUGGUUUUGCCAAAGGAAACAAGAGGUCGUGCACAGACAAAAUAUUUAAGCGGUAGUUAACAAUUUAUAAAAAGAUAAUCACUCUGGUGGCCUUAGGAUUCAAUUAAUAUCUAACAUCGGCCCCUUGGCACUUCCGGGAACUGAGUAUCUUGGCGAUCUCCGACGAUGUUUUGAAAGAAGGGAAGAAAAAAGAAAAGGAGAAAGAAGAUGCUUCUACCUCGAUUUACAACUCGGUAGAAACUCGCGUCGGCUGUUGUCAUAUGACACGAAAAGGAUCGAGAAGAAGAAA